Anguilla rostrata (American eel) is the source of this 995-nucleotide messenger RNA. RefSeq names its product receptor-type tyrosine-protein phosphatase eta. Gene Ontology annotation, cellular component: signaling receptor complex. The transcript has 7 exons. Gene Ontology annotation, molecular function: protein binding. The coding region runs from base 111 to 995 and encodes 294 amino acids. Lineage: Eukaryota; Metazoa; Chordata; Actinopteri; Anguilliformes; Anguillidae. The record is from RefSeq and is a predicted model, not a curated record. Gene Ontology annotation, biological process: peptidyl-tyrosine dephosphorylation involved in inactivation of protein kinase activity.
UGGAUAUAUCUCGCGCGGGAGAAAGUAGAAGUAGGCGAAAGCGUGAAGGCAGUCCACAUGCCUGGGCGACUCUAAGUUAUUCGUGUGACUUUCACAAGCUGUCCUGCAUCAUGAGGCGACCACGGUCAGUCGAAACGGUGUCUUUAAAGACACUUCUCGUUAUGCUCCUAUUUUUGAAGGUCUCAAAGGAGGUGCUAGGCUGCACUGAUUGUAAAUUUACAAAAGAAAUAUCAACAUCUGAAAUAAUCAUAUCUGGGGCAAGCGAAUGUACAGUGAGCUCUUCGGCGGUACUCCAAAAUACUCCAAAUGGCAAUGGCCUCAAUGUGUCAGGACUAGUGCCUGGAAGAUCAUACAACUUAACGUUGAACUGUUCUACCAAAUGCUGCAUACAGUUUACAACAGGACCUGAUGUCAUCAGGAACCUCUCUGUCACUCACGUCACCACGGAAACUGUGUCUUUGAACUGGACUGAGCCGGAGGGAAUGAGCUCGUUUUAUAGAGUAGAGUGGGAUGACAGCACUGUACCUGUGAAUAAAACCACCAAUGAAACGUCUGUGGUCAUAACCGGUCUGACCGCUGGAGUUCAGUAUGUGUUCAGAGUUGUUGCGGUUGCUGCAGAUAAUCAAACUGCGGGAGAUUCUGUCAGUGAGACUCAGUACACAAAACCUGAUGUCAUCAGCAACCUCUCUGUCACUCACGUCACCACGGAAACUGUGUCUUUGAGCUGGACUGCGCCGCAGGGAAAUAGCUCAUUUUAUAGAGUAGAGUGGGGUGAGAGCACUGUAUCUAUGAGUAAAACCACCAAUGAAACGUCUGUGGUCAUAACCGGUCUGACCGCUGGAGCUCAGUAUGUGUUCAGAGUUGUUGCGGUUGCUGCAGAUAAUCAAACUGCAGGAGAUUCUGUCAGUAAGACUCAGUACACAAGGCCAGAGAAAGUGGUGAAGAACCCUGAGAGCUGCCUGCCCACUCCGCCGUCCCGCAGGGGCCUCGCCUAG